CCGCGGGUGUGAGGCGGCCCGGCCCGGCCUGGCUGGCUCCCUCCGCCGGGCAGCCCGCCCAGGAGCAGCAGCCGGGGCCCGCUCGCCGGCCGCCUCAGCCACAGCCGCCUGCUCCCGCCGGCCGGGCCUGCGCCGCCGCCGCCUCCUCCGCCGCCGCCCCCUUCCCCCUUACCACCACCCCCAGUGCCGGAGCCAUGGCGGGCGCCGCGUCCCCCUGCGCCAAUGGCUGCGGGCCCGGCGCGCCCUCGGACGCCGAGGUGCUGCACCUCUGCCGCAGCCUCGAGGUGGGCACCGUCAUGACUUUGUUCUACUCCAAGAAGUCGCAGCGGCCGGAACGGAAGACCUUCCAGGUCAAGCUGGAGACGCGGCAGAUCACGUGGAGCCGUGGCGCCGACAAGAUCGAGGGGGCCAUUGACAUUCGAGAAAUCAAGGAGAUCCGCCCAGGGAAGACCUCACGGGAUUUUGAUCGCUACCAAGAGGAUCCUGCUUUCCGAACAGACCAGUCACACUGCUUUGUCAUACUGUAUGGGAUGGAGUUCCGCCUGAAGACCCUGAGCCUGCAAGCUACAUCUGAGGAUGAAGUGAACAUGUGGAUCAAGGGGUUAACUUGGCUGAUGGAAGAUACAUUGCAGGCGGCCACACCUCUGCAGAUUGAAAGGUGGCUGAGGAAGCAGUUCUAUUCAGUGGAUCGGAAUCGUGAGGAUCGUAUAUCAGCCAAGGACCUGAAGAACAUGCUGUCCCAGGUCAACUACCGGGUCCCCAACAUGCGCUUCCUCCGAGAGCGUCUGACGGACCUGGAGCAGCGCAGCAGUGACAUCACCUAUGGGCAGUUUGCUCAGCUGUACCACAGCCUCAUGUACAGCGCCCAGAAGACGAUGGACCUCCCCUUCUUGGAAGCCAGUGCCCUGAGGGCGGUGGAGCGGCCGGAGCUCUGUCGCGUGUCCCUUCCUGAGUUCCAGCAGUUCCUCCUUGAGUACCAGGGGGAGCUGUGGGCCGUCGACCGGCUUCAGGUGCAAGAAUUUAUGCUCAGCUUUCUCCGAGACCCCUUGCGAGAGAUUGAAGAGCCGUACUUCUUCCUGGAUGAGUUUGUCACCUUCCUGUUCUCCAAAGAGAACAGUGUGUGGAACUCACAGCUGGAUGCAGUGUGCCCAGAAACCAUGAACAACCCCCUCUCCCACUACUGGAUCUCCUCCUCCCACAACACAUACCUGACUGGGGACCAGUUCUCCAGCGAGUCCUCCCUGGAAGCCUACGCUCGCUGCCUGCGGAUGGGCUGUCGCUGCAUUGAGUUGGACUGCUGGGAUGGCCCAGAUGGGAUGCCAGUCAUUUACCAUGGACACACCCUUACCACCAAGAUCAAGUUCUCAGACGUCCUGCACACUAUCAAGGAGCACGCCUUUGUGGCCUCAGAGUACCCGGUCAUCCUGUCCAUUGAGGACCAUUGCAGCAUUGCCCAGCAGAGGAACAUGGCACAGUACUUCAAGAAGGUGCUUGGGGACACACUCCUUACCAAGCCUGUGGACAUCGCUGCCGAUGGACUCCCCUCACCCAACCAGCUCAAGAGAAAGAUCCUUAUCAAGCACAAGAAGCUGGCAGAGGGCAGUGCCUAUGAAGAGGUGCCUACAUCAGUGAUGUACUCCGAGAACGAUAUCAGCAACUCCAUCAAGAAUGGCAUCCUCUACCUGGAGGACCCUGUGAACCACGAGUGGUAUCCCCACUACUUCGUCCUGACCAGCAGCAAAAUCUACUACUCUGAGGAGACGAGCAGUGACCAGGGCAACGAGGAUGAGGAGGAGCCCAAGGAGGCCAGUGGCAGCACAGAGCUGCACUCCAGUGAGAAAUGGUUCCACGGGAAGCUUGGGGCAGGACGGGAUGGGCGGCACAUCGCUGAGCGCCUGCUUACCGAGUACUGCAUCGAGACCGGGGCCCCUGAUGGCUCCUUCCUCGUGCGAGAGAGCGAGACCUUCGUGGGCGACUAUACCCUCUCUUUCUGGCGGAAUGGGAAAGUCCAGCACUGUCGGAUCCACUCUCGGCAGGACGCUGGGGCCCCCAAGUUCUUCUUGACAGACAACCUGGUCUUUGACUCGCUCUAUGACCUCAUCACACACUACCAGCAGGUGCCCCUACGCUGCAACGAAUUUGAGAUGCGCCUCUCAGAGCCAGUCCCGCAGACCAAUGCCCACGAGAGCAAAGAGUGGUACCAUGCCAGCCUGACCAGAGCUCAGGCCGAGCACAUGCUGAUGCGCGUCCCCCGGGAUGGGGCCUUCCUGGUGAGGAAACGGAAUGAGCCCAACUCCUACGCCAUCUCCUUCCGGGCUGAGGGCAAGAUCAAGCAUUGCCGCGUCCAGCAGGAGGGCCAGACGGUGGUCCUGGGCAACUCAGAGUUCGACAGCCUCGUGGACCUCAUCAGCUACUAUGAGAAGCACCCACUGUACCGCAAGAUGAAGCUGCGCUAUCCCAUCAACGAGGAGGCGCUGGAGAAGAUCGGCACAGCUGAGCCAGACUACGGGGCCCUGUAUGAGGGCCGCAACCCAGGCUUCUAUGUGGAGGCGAAUCCUAUGCCGACUUUCAAGUGUGCAGUCAAAGCACUCUUUGACUACAAGGCCCAGAGAGAGGAUGAGCUGACUUUCACUAAGAGCGCCAUCAUCCAGAAUGUGGAGAAGCAAGAAGGUGGCUGGUGGCGGGGGGACUAUGGUGGGAAGAAGCAGCUGUGGUUCCCGUCAAACUACGUGGAAGAGAUGGUCAGCCCCGCAGCCCUGGAGCCUGAGAGGGAGCACUUGGACGAGAAUAGCCCCUUGGGGGAUUUGCUCCGGGGGGUCUUGGAUGUGCCAGCUUGUCAGAUUGCCAUCCGUCCCGAGGGCAAGAACAACCGGCUGUUCGUCUUCUCCAUCAGUAUGGCUUCUGUGGCGCACUGGUCCCUGGAUGUCGCUGCUGACUCACAAGAGGAGCUGCAGGACUGGGUGAAGAAGAUCCGAGAAGUGGCCCAGACAGCAGACGCCAGGCUCACGGAGGGCAAGAUGAUGGAGCGGAGGAAGAAGAUCGCCCUGGAGCUCUCCGAGCUGGUUGUCUACUGUCGGCCUGUUCCCUUUGAUGAAGACAAGAUUGGCACAGAACGUGCCUGCUACCGGGACAUGUCGUCCUUCCCGGAAACCAAGGCUGAGAAAUAUGUGAACAAGGCCAAAGGCAAGAAGUUUCUCCAGUACAACCGGCUGCAGCUCUCCCGCAUCUACCCCAAGGGCCAGCGGCUAGACUCUUCCAAUUACGACCCCUUGCCCAUGUGGAUCUGUGGCAGUCAGCUCGUGGCUCUCAACUUCCAGACCCCAGACAAGCCUAUGCAGAUGAACCAGGCCCUCUUCAUGGCCGGUGGCCACUGUGGCUACGUGCUGCAGCCGAGCACCAUGCGGGAUGAGGCCUUUGAUCCCUUUGACAAGAGCAGCCUCCGAGGCCUGGAGCCAUAUGCCAUCUGCAUCGAGGUGCUGGGGGCCCGGCACCUGCCGAAGAAUGGCCGAGGCAUCGUGUGUCCUUUUGUGGAGAUUGAGGUGGCCGGAGCAGAGUAUGACAGCAUCAAACAGAAGACAGAAUUUGUGGUGGACAACGGACUGAACCCUGUUUGGCCCGCCAAGCCCUUCCACUUCCAGAUCAGUAACCCAGAAUUCGCCUUCCUGCGCUUUGUGGUGUAUGAGGAGGACAUGUUCAGUGACCAGAACUUCCUGGCUCAGGCCACCUUCCCAGUGAAGGGCUUGAAGGCAGGAUACAGAGCCGUGCCUUUGAAGAACAACUACAGUGAGGACCUGGAGCUGGCCUCCCUGCUUAUCAAGAUCGAGGUUUUCCCUGCCAAGCAGGAGAACAGUGACGUCAGUCCCUUCAGUAGUAUGUCUCUGCGGGAGCGGGGCUCCGAUGCCUCGGGCCAGCUGUUCCAUGGCCGGGGCCGGGAAGGUUCCUUUGAAGCCCGCUACCAGCAGCCGUUUGAGGACUUUCGAAUCUCCCAAGAGCAUCUGGCAGACCAUUUUGACAGUCGGGAACGGAGGGCCCCACGAAGGACUCGGGUCAACGGGGACAACCGCCUCUAGUUGUGUGCCAGCCUCGUUGAGAGCAGCGGGUGCCAUGCACCUCGUGGAGUGCCGUGAGCCGGGUUCUUGAGAAGUGGCCUGUCGUGGCAGCCUUCCUGGCCCCGUAGCCUGGAGCCUGGAUUCCAGCAGUGACUGCUAGACAAAACCAAGCCAUUAAUGAGUUGUUUUACUGUUCGGGGCCUCCGUGCCCCAGCUCUGGGGGAAGGCAAACACUGUACUGUGUCUCAAAUUAAUUAAGCACACACCUCUGGUCCUGACUUCUGGAGAUGGAGCUUUCCAUCUAUGGGGCCAGGACCAUGGCUGCAGCCCCUUGGAGAGAGGCUGCCUCAGCCUGUGGCACAGGAGGCUCUAAGGAACCGCAGCAGCCUCAUGGGGCCAGGGAAACAAACCCAAGUUUACAUUGUCCUGUAGCUUUAAAACCCCAGCCGGGCAGGGGUGGGGGUAGAUGCCCCCACGGUUUGGCCCUGGAGCCAGGGCAGAGGAGCACAGGACCUGCCUGGAGAGGGUCCCCCCCUGCUCAAGGAAGAGGACACAGCACAAGGGCAUGUUGCCCGUGGCUGGGAACACAGCCCAGCCUCCAAGAUACAGGGGAUCGUGUUAGAAAUAGCAGCAUUGGGCAAGCCAGGCUGCUGUGGGCCAUGGAGGGUCGCCCUGCAGGCCACUGUGUGAGGGGCCUGAAGAGGCCAAGGCCCAGGGCGCUGCCUGGAAUGGGGACAGCAGCCCCUCAGGACCAUGGGAGGAUGAGGGAGACCCGGAUGUCCUGCCCUGCUUUGGGCUGCACCACCUGCCUGCUGCCCAAAGCCGGGAGGCAGCCCAAGGUUGACACUCGGGAUGUGAGCCUGGAAUCCGGACCUGCUCACUAGGGUAGACGAGUGUGUGGCCGUGCUGGCCCAGUACAGCAGCUCCUGCCACAUUGGGAGGGCGUGCCUCGCUUUGACGCAGAGGCCACCGAGCAACAGAAGGUCUAACAGCAAGGUCAGCGGACUUGAGGCCUUUGUCAGAGAUGGGUGCCGGCAUGGCCAGAACGGAGGAGCAGGUCGCAGGCCACGCCGGGGAUUUUCCCCGGUACCUUUGGGAAGCUCCUGCACACAACUGACAGGCCCUUCUUCAAGGCACCCUUCAGCAGGUUGGCUAGGGGACCCCUUCCCCCCACCCCCGUCCUGUUCCAGACUGAAGACCACUCUCCCCGUUGCAGCAUAAGACCUGGGCUCUGAGUCUGCGGACAGCACUGUGGGAGGAUGUGGAGAUCAGCCCGAAUAUUCAUUAAACCAGUUGAAAGUCCUCUUGCUGGGCAUCUGUGAUGUUGGAGUAUGGAAUUUUAAAGGUUAUUUUUUGCACACCAUUUCCUACCAUGUUCAUUAUUUCACAUAGGAUGUAUGAUUUUCUCUGUCUUCCACUUCUAACCGGAAAGCUGCUUGGUUGGGGGGUGGGGGAAGCAAAACGAAUGAACUGGUCUGUGCACUGUGGCAGAACUGUUAUUUUUAUGGAUUUUACAGCUCAACUAACAGUGUUACCUUUUCAAGAUUUAUAUAUUUAUAUACUCUUAAGAAAAACCACUGAGCCGUUAAAGCCUUGUUAUUCAAUCCUAAUAGUGAUUCAGUUUUCUAUAGUUUACUUUUAGGGUAGAAAGUAAAUUAUUUAACAUUACAUUAAACUUCCCAGAUCAUGGAUUGUAAACCGAAGGAAAUUAUACAAUUUCUGAGAAAAUGUAUUGGUUUAUUUAAACUAAUUCUAAAGUUGUCUUUGCAAGUAUGACCUCGCAAUCCUGUCCAUAGCAAACAUAUCUACAUAUGGCUGCCAACGUUUGGUUUAUAAUCGUUUGGUUUAUAAUCAGAAUAUUAACAAAAAUCGUAAAUUUUAUUAGAAAAGCUUCCCUUUUGAAAAGAACAGUAUUAUUUUUCUUCUCAGUAGUAUUGUAACAAAGUUAGUGACUCUCCUUGCUCCUCACCUUUGGAGGGCAACCUUGGAGCAGAGCCACAGGGAGGGGCCGGCGACCACCCGACACGUGGGGACAGCUGUGCUACAGAUGGUAAGGCUGUCGGGAACGGGCCGGGGGUGGGAGGAAAACAGCAAAGCCUAUUGUGGCCAGGUGGUUUUUGUUCGAAGGCAAAGACAACACAGUGUGCGUUCCCUAGGGACAGAAAAGGGUUAAGGAUCGGCCCGCUGUGUGGGCAGGUGAGGGAGCAGUCACCAUGCAGCUGGCUGUUUCCAUUGAGUUGGUGAGAAGACCCCGGAAAGGAGACGGGAAGGUUGGGAAGGCAGCUCCACGAAGGGGUGCAGGCCCGUGGGCACAAGGGUGCCCUUCGGCACAGCUGGCACUUGGCACACGCAAGCCCACUGCCCUCAUUCGGCCUCAGUUGCCAGUUGUGCUGGCCUCUUAAGAUCUGACUGCCACAUAAAUCGGCCCCGUGUCCUUUUAGCUUGGGUGCUCUUUCACGGGUCCGGGAAGCCGGUCGUCUGGAGACAACUUGUCAGGUGGUUAUUGUGCGGUACAGGCAGGUUGGAAGUUUUUGGCCACUUCCCAGGUCAAGCAUCUCUUCCCUCCUCUGGGCUACGGAGUGGGGUGAGAACACCUGCUCUUCCAGCUCCUCUGCAGACAGGAUGUCCGGGGACAGCAGCCCGAAUCCCUGCAGCUUGCCAACCCUGGUGAGCGGGAUGCAGCCGGAGCCCUUUCCCAGUUCACAGAAGCCUCUCCUUUCAAAAGGAGGUUGCCGGGUGCCACUCUGGUUGCCUCGAUAGCUUGCAACCAAAUCUCUGCCCGGAUGUGGUUGAAAAGGCACUGCCCUUACCUUCCUGUGGCUGUUUUCAUGGUGGUCUGCGCCGGUGUAGGUCAAACAUGAUGCCACACACAGAGCUGCCUGCCUGGUGGAUGGAUGGGGACGAGCAUAAAAAUCCAGCCCAGGGAUCCUGAAAAGAUGCAGGAACCACUCCUGGCUGGCUGGCACACCAGGGACAAGUAACUGCUCAGAGUUGCAGGCCUGCACUUCUCUCACCCCGUGCACACGUGCACACAGCACUACUUGCAAGACUUCAGCUGGCCUCCAGAAGGACCAAGUUGGGAACAGGCCCCGGUGUCCACCUGGGAGCAGAAUCACUGGCCGGCCUUGGUGUGUGUCUGCCCCAGCAUAAUUCUAGAAACCUCACAGUUCUGUCACACAGAAGCCAGGCCUGUGGACACAGCAGCGUGGGAGACGGAGAGAGGAACUUUCCUGAAGCAGGCUGAGGGGAACGGCCUUGCUCAUCCAUCCAAGCUUAAGAUCUGGUUUGCCCACUGAAUAAAUCAGAUGUGAAACGUUUCUAGUUUUUCUGGCUCCCCCACAAAAUAAAGUCAGCAGAUGUGAAACAUA
Molecule: messenger RNA, 7417 nt
Organism: Prionailurus viverrinus (fishing cat)
Lineage: Eukaryota; Metazoa; Chordata; Mammalia; Carnivora; Felidae
Gene: PLCG1
Product: phospholipase C gamma 1
Exons: 36
Coding region: 195-4070 (1291 amino acids)
Biological process (GO): phosphatidylinositol-mediated signaling; phospholipid catabolic process; positive regulation of epithelial cell migration
Molecular function (GO): phosphatidylinositol-4,5-bisphosphate phospholipase C activity; calcium ion binding; protein binding
Source: RefSeq, a predicted model, not a curated record